Molecule: messenger RNA, 1287 nt
Organism: Uloborus diversus
Lineage: Eukaryota; Metazoa; Arthropoda; Arachnida; Araneae; Uloboridae
Product: gastrula zinc finger protein XlCGF57.1-like
Exons: 1
Coding region: 1-1287 (428 amino acids)
Biological process (GO): regulation of transcription by RNA polymerase II
Molecular function (GO): DNA-binding transcription factor activity; RNA polymerase II cis-regulatory region sequence-specific DNA binding
Source: RefSeq, a predicted model, not a curated record
AUGGAAACUCGCACUAAAGUGAAAAAUCUUCCUUGUGACUUCUGUGGUAAAUCCUUUGCUCAGUUGCAAGAUUUAAAAAAACAUUUGAGAGUUCACACCGGAGAAAAGCCUUAUGAAUGUGAUGAUUGUCCAAAAUCAUUUGCAACCAAAAGCAAUUUAACUCAUCAUUUGAAAACUCAUACUGAAGAAAGGCAAUAUUCUUGCGAGUAUUGUAAAGGUACCUUCAGUUGGAAGAUAAGUUUAGAUGAACACUUGAGAGCCUACCAUGGAGAUAAACUGCAUAUAUGCAAGUUCUGUGAUCAAAAAUUCGCAAGAAAAAAUAACUUCAAAGUACACUUAAGGACUCAUACCGAAGAGAAGCCAUACGUUUGUGAUGUUUGUGGGAAACAAUUUAUCGCAUUAGGCAACUGGAAAAGGCAUUUGGUUACUCAUACUAAAGAAAAGCUUCAUGCUUGUGAUUAUUGUAAAAGCAAAUUUGCUGAAAAAAAUGACCUUAAAGUUCAUUUGAGGGUUCAUACCGGAGAGAGGCCGUUUUCUUGUGAGGAAUGUGGAAAGUCUUUUGAGCAGAAAUAUAAACUCAAAAGGCACUUGCUGGUACAUACCGGGGCGAAAUCACAUUCAUGUGAACAUUGUGGAGAUAAAUUUGCAUUCAGCUAUGGUUUGAAAAGACAUUUAAAAAUCCACUCAGUUGAAAAGUCUGCUGACAGUGAUAUGGAUUUAUUGGCAUUGGAGGAGAAAAAAAGAAAACCAUCCCUUUCUUCCAAGACUAAAGAAAAACAGCAUGCUUGUAAAUUUUGUAAAAGAAUGUUCAGGAGGUUAGAUAACCUGAAAGAUCACAUGAGAAGCCACACUGGAGAGAAACCAUUUGCGUGCGAUUAUUGUGGUUUGUCUUUUGCGAAGAAAAGUAAUUGUAAAGCACACAUGAGGACUCAUACGGGAGAAAGGCCGUAUGCUUGUGAUUUUUGUGAUAAAACAUUUACAUUUGCAAAUGUCUGGAAACAGCAUUUGAAACUUCAUACAGCUGAGAAGGCAUAUUCUUGUGAAUAUUGUGAAAAGACUUUUUCUCAGAAAAACAGCUACUCCAAUCAUUUGAGAUUGCAUACAGGAGAAAAGCCGUACUCUUGUGAGUUGUGUGACAUGUGUUUUGCCGACAAAGGGAAGCUGAAAGUACAUUUGCUGCUGCAUACUGGGGAGAGACCUUAUUCUUGUGAAUAUUGUGAAAAAAGUUUCUUGUACAAAGUGAGCUUAACAAAGCAUUUAAAAACUCAUUCUUUAGAAAAGACCUAA